Messenger RNA from Cladophialophora yegresii CBS 114405, 1689 nucleotides. RefSeq lists its product as uncharacterized. Gene Ontology annotation, molecular function: CoA-ligase activity. The transcript has a single exon. Gene Ontology annotation, biological process: secondary metabolic process. The record is from RefSeq and is a predicted model, not a curated record. Bases 1 to 1689 code for a protein of 562 amino acids. Lineage: Eukaryota; Fungi; Ascomycota; Eurotiomycetes; Chaetothyriales; Herpotrichiellaceae.
AUGCCUUCCAGAAUUUACCGGUCGUCCUAUCCACAGGUCGAGCUGGUGGACAGCGAUCUGCUGACUUACCUCUUCUCCAACCCGAACAGGACGCCCGAAGACAAACCCAUAUUUAUUGAUGCUGUCACGGGCGACACACGAACCUAUGGGGAAAUUCAACGAAGGACACGGUCACUAGCUCGAGGCUUGCGGGAUCUCGGAGUCAAACCGAAAGACAUCGUCGCUUUCUUCAGUCCGAACAGCAUCGACUAUGCCAUCGUUUGUUAUGGCAUCUUGGGCUGUGGAGCCACGGUCUCGCUCGCCAGCGCUGCAUACACUCCCACGGAAUUGCGGGCACAGCUUGAGACGAGCGGAGCAAAGUACCUGAUCUGUCACUCAAUGCUCCUUGCUACAGCAGAGAAGGCUAUCGAAUUCGACCCUUCUGUUCAGAUCAUUCAGGCAGAUGGAGCAUGCGACAAGAAGGGCAGAGCAACGGCGGAAACCUUGGCCGGUGACUGCCCGCCCAGUCCCCUCGUCAGCAUAAAGCCGAGCGAAGCCGAUGAUCGACUCGCCUUUAUGUGCUUCUCUUCAGGUACAACCGGGCGAGCGAAAGGAGUGAUGACGACGCACAAGAACCUCGUUUCCAACAUCAUACAAUGGAUGGCACAUAUGUCAGUCGAGACCACGGGCAAACUAACAACGGUUACAUUCUUGCCCUUCAGUCACGUCUACGGUCUCAUGUCUUUCGUUUGUAUAAACACAUAUGUGGGCAACACAGCCAUUGUGCUUUCUCGCUUCGACCUUGAAAGAUUCCUCUCUUGCUGCCAGAAACAUCGACCCGAAGUCGUAAGCGUGGUUCCACCAGUCAUGUUACUCCUCGCCAAACAUCCAUUGGUGGAGAAAUACGACUUGAGCAGCCUCAAGAGAAUCAUGUGCGCUGCAGCCCCGUUGAGCGUAGAACUCCGAGAAGCUGUCGAGGCACGCUUCAAGAAAAUGUACGGGACGGACAUACUAGGUCUGCAGGCGUGGGGCAUGACAGAGACCAGCCCGCUCGGUGCUUAUGUGCCUCCUGACCGUCCGGAUAAGCGACAUACAGUCGGCAACAUCACACCCAGCAUGGAGUACCGAGUAGUUGACCCAGAGACUUUGCAAGACAGCGGAUAUGAAGCGGACGGCUCGGCGAUUCCGGGUGAGCUGUGGUGUCGAGGUCCUAACGUGACGAAAGGCUACUAUCGAGACGAAGAGGCGAGCAAGAAUAGCUAUGCGACCGACGAGGAGGGCCGACUAUGGUUCAGGACAGGCGAUAUUGGAAAAAUCGAUGCCGACGGCUUCCUGACCAUCGUCGACCGAAUAAAAGAAAUGUUCAAGUACAAGGGUUUGCAGGUCAUCCCUUCAGAAUUGGAGGGGAAGCUGCUUGACCAUCCCGACGUGGAAGACGCCUGCGUCGUGCCACAGUGGGUUGAGGAGCAAGCAACACAUGUCCCUGUCGGAUUUGUCGUCAUCAACCAAAAGGCGAAGGCGAAAGGCGAGGAGGCAGUCGUUAAGGGUAUUCACUCCUGGCUGAAUACCAAGAUUGCCAACCACAAGAAGCUCCGAGGAGGAAUUUAUGUCAUCGAUGCAAUCCCGAAAUCACCCUCGGGCAAAAUCUUGCGACGCGAACUGGCCGCAAAGCUGAAAGCAAUGCCUGCAAAGUCCGGGUCAAAGUUGUAA